UAUUUCCAGCGUCAAACCGUUACUGGCACUCUCUCUUCUUCGUUUUUGGUUCUUAUCCGUGGAGGAAACGGAAAGCAUCCUCUGAUCAGAUUGAUUUCAUGUAAAAACCAGACUGCUUUGACGCUCAUAGACUCAUGGAAUCGGCGUCCGCUUUCGGCUACUGGAAAGUGACUCCAUUUGGUACGGCUCUCUCAACCAAAUACAGGGUUUCUCUGAGGCCUUUUAACAAACACCUGGAAGGCCAGUUAUCAAUCAGGAACUCUCAGAACCAUAUAAGCCGCGGAACAAUUCAAACCCAGACAAGAUGCUCGUUGUUAGGCGCGUCAAAUUAUGGAGUCUCACUUUACUCGCGCACGCUGUCAUCUUCGUCGGCGGUUAGGAAAACCCAUUCUCGUCAGCCAAUUAACUGCUCGUAUUCAAGCACAACAAACUCAGAGCCGCAGAAUCCGACGUUGAGAAUUCUCAAAAAUGUUUCAUUUGAUAAUGUCAAGGCUACCGUUCAUCGGUUAACUCCUAUUGACAUCUGCAAGUGGUCUUUGGUCUUCUCCCUCUCAGUUGCUGCCGCAAAAUGGUCUGUGAAUUUGCUGUUCAACCCGUUUUUCUGGAUGUAUUUUAGCUGGGCAUGGUUGUUCUGGCCAUGGUUUUUGGCCGUGGGUCUUGCAAUCUACGGCUUCUAUUGCCUCCGCAAGCAUUUGCGCGGCGAAGCUAAUGUAUUUGAGCAACUUGCGCUUGUUACUUCAGCGUUUACUUGGUUGACUCUCGUCCCACCCGCCCAUUUCAAUGGCUACCUUGAAGGCUGGCCUUUUGUGUUCUUUUUCGUGUACCACUACUUCUUCUUUUUCAAUGUGAGUGUUCGGAAGCGAUUAUACGGCGAUUACUACCCUCGCCCGCACGACCCCAAGUGGGAUGUUAACCCGCCCAAUUGGCACCGUCUUCUGUUCUGUGUCGGAGUCAUGGUUGCCCACUGGCUCGCGGCAUUUGAAGGACCUGAGCUGCACCUUGUCGCGGGCGGGCGGAACAAUUUGUGGGUUUGGGCUUUGAUAAUGUUAACUUUGUUCACACAGUAUCACUCUACUUUGUAUCUUGCCAAGUACUCGGAGAAGGUGGUUGUACCAACAGCGGUUGUGCAGUUUGGGCCAUAUCGGUGGGUGCGCCAUCCCGUAUAUGCAUCUACGAUGCUUCUCUUUGUGACUUACUUCGCAGCAUUACGGGCACCUAUCAGCGCCCUAUUUGUUGUUGCGGUCUGUUUGAUGUAUUAUCAACAGAAGGCCAAGUUGGAGGAGGCUUUAAUGAUAGAAACUUUUGGCGCCGCAUACUUGGAGUACAUGAACAGAGUUCGGUACAAGUUCAUCCCGUCUAUUUAUUAGUCGGCUUUGAGCAUCUUCAUCUCCUUGGGAUGACCGCCCUUGCGUGGCCCCCGGUACUCGUGCCCUCGAUUAUGCCAGGGGAGGUAAAUCGCAAGUUGAGCCUUUUGGCCCUUGCACAGGAUGAUGAUCGAACUCGCAACCCAUCGGAUUGAGACCAACAUAUUGCUCAUAUGACCGCUCGACCUAUGCCCUGGAGGCAACAUCUUCAUCUCCCUAAUGCUUAUAGUUUGCAUAUGUUGGUGCUUUAUUGCCCAAUAUUUUGUACCAUGCAACAAAAUUGGUUUUAUAGCUGCAAUAUAAAAUCUUUCUUUUAAUUUUUAUGGAAUCUUACUAACACAUAAAACACCAAUAUACGCUUUUUCAUUUUAACGAUCAUGUAUUAAUUAUACGGGUAACAUCCUAUUAA
Diospyros lotus (date-plum) is the source of this 1773-nucleotide messenger RNA. RefSeq lists its product as uncharacterized. The transcript has 2 exons. Lineage: Eukaryota; Viridiplantae; Streptophyta; Magnoliopsida; Ericales; Ebenaceae. The record is from RefSeq and is a predicted model, not a curated record. Bases 135 to 1367 code for a protein of 410 amino acids.